AUGGCGGGAGAGGAGCAGCCCCUGACGGAGUACGAGAAGCAGCGACUGGCGCGGAUACGGGAGAACGAGGCCCGCCUCCAGGCCCUCGGCAUCCGCCGCCUAGCGGCGUCCCCCAUCCUCAACCAGCCGUCCUCCGCGGCGGCGGCGGCGGCCACCAAGAGAAAACAGAAGAAACGAUCCGACGAUGCGGACGACGAGUACCUCCCGUCGGACGGGGGUGGCGGCGAGGAAGAGGAGGAGGAGGAGGACAGCUCGUCGGCCGGUGACCAAGACUCCGAGGAGGAGUUCAAGGCUUCCUCUAGGUCUAACCAAAAGGGAAAGGCAAAGAAGAAAAUGAACUUGGGAAGCUCUUCUAAAAGUACCGUUAGAGAAGAAGGUGCUCCGUUCACCGAUUUUAUGGAUGACGAUGCAGCCUUACAACAGGCGAUUGCGCUCUCCCUGGCAGAACCUUCAAAAAGUUCCGUGACAACAACAACAGACCCUUUAGAAAGUUCCGUGACGACAACAACAGUUGCAGAAACUUCGAGCAGAGGAGCCAAAGGACGAAAAAGCACACCGUGCAAAGAUGACAAUACCACACCUGUUAAGGAUUCCUCUAAAAAUAGGAAGGCAAAGAAGCAGGUUAGGAGCAGAAUUCAACUGUCGGAAGAUGAUGUGGUGGCAAUAUUCUUCUCAUUUGAUGAAGCUGGAAAAGGAUACAUUGCACCCUGGGAUCUUGAAAAAAUGGCCAAUAUAAAUGAUUUCAUCUGGACAGAUUUUGAGCUAUCUAAGAUGAUCCGUUGCUUUGAUAGUGACAAAGAUGGAAAGAUAAGCCUUGAGGAAUUCCGCACCAUUGUGUCCCGAUGCAACAUGUUGCAAGAGCCAGGGGAGUGA
Triticum turgidum subsp. durum (durum wheat) is the source of this 873-nucleotide messenger RNA. Lineage: Eukaryota; Viridiplantae; Streptophyta; Magnoliopsida; Poales; Poaceae. The record is from the annotation of a GenBank genome assembly.